Molecule: messenger RNA, 1309 nt
Organism: Lepus europaeus (European hare)
Lineage: Eukaryota; Metazoa; Chordata; Mammalia; Lagomorpha; Leporidae
Gene: SDHC
Product: succinate dehydrogenase complex subunit C
Exons: 6
Coding region: 64-573 (169 amino acids)
Biological process (GO): mitochondrial electron transport, succinate to ubiquinone; tricarboxylic acid cycle
Cellular component (GO): membrane
Molecular function (GO): succinate dehydrogenase activity; electron transfer activity
Source: RefSeq, a predicted model, not a curated record
CGCCGCUGCCCUCUGCGGGCUGGGACGCGCCUGGCGUCACUUCCGUCCACGCCGGAACCCAAGAUGGCUGCGCUCUUGCUGAGACACGUUGGCCGUCAUUGCCUCCGAGCUCACCUUAGUCCUCAGCUCUGUAUCAGAAAUGCUGUUCCUUUGGGAACCACAGCCAAAGAGGAGAUGGAGCGUUUCUGGAGUAAGAACACGAGUUCAAACCGUCCUUUAUCGCCCCAUAUCACUAUCUACAGUUGGUCUCUUCCCAUGGCAAUGUCCAUUUGCCAUCGUGGAACCGGUGUUGCCUUGAGUGCAGGUGUCUCUCUUUUUGGCUUGUCAGCCCUGUUGCUCCCGGGAAACUUUGAGUCCUAUUUGGAGCUUGUAAAGUCCCUGAGUCUGGGGCCUGCACUGGUCCACACGGCUAAGUUUGCCCUUGUCUUCCCUCUCAUGUAUCACACCUGGAAUGGCGUCCGACACUUGAUGUGGGACCUGGGAAAAGGCCUGAAGAUUCCCCAGCUAUACCAAUCUGGAGUGGCCGUCUUGGUUCUUACUGUGUUGUCCUCUGUCGGGCUGGCCGCUAUGUGAAGAGCUGAAGUUUCUAGCAUGAUCUUCCUACAAAUUAUUACACUGAUUUAUAUUCAUGUUUGCAUUCUCCUCUCCAGCCAGGGCAGAUCUCUCCUGACUUGCCAGAUCCCUCUGUGCUUGCAGAUCCCCUGGGAACCCUGUAGCGGUAGAGUAGCUUAUGGAACCAGAGCAGUGGGAAAGGAUCCAGUUUCCCCAUUUCUAAAGAUGGAGUAGCUGCAAAACCUUGCUUUUCCUGCCCACAGCUUGCAGCCUACUCUGAGCCUAAGAGCCCUUAUUCUCUCUCCGUGUUGGGCUUUGAUAUGUGCUGAGGGUCAGCUUUUGGCUCCUUCUUCCUGAAACAGUGGAAACAAUGCCAGCUCUGUGGCCUCUGCUCUGCGGACUGGGGUUGAGGUUUUGGGUGCCACUGCCUGUGGGUUGCUGGCUUAAAGGACAAUUCUGUUCAUUAGUCAGAGCCCAGGGCCUUUUGCACCCACACAGCGUGACUGAGAGAUGGGAGGUGGAGAGGAAUUAGCCCGUCCCAGCUAGAGGGAGAUAAAAUGGGUGAGUUGGUUCUUGGGAAGAAGAUAUAUAUCUUGGUACAAAAGGAAGACCCAGAAGACUACUGUUGAAUAUAUUAAAGAUUAUUUCUUUAUCUUGUAUUUCCAGAAAACCAUAACUCUUAAUGCCAUGUUUUCAAACCCAAGUUCAUGUACCAUGUUUUUCUCUAGCUGAAUUAAAACACUCGUUUUAUUUUGGA